Messenger RNA from Haemorhous mexicanus (house finch), 874 nucleotides. Its product is annotated as homeobox protein otx5-like. Lineage: Eukaryota; Metazoa; Chordata; Aves; Passeriformes; Fringillidae. Gene Ontology annotation, molecular function: RNA polymerase II cis-regulatory region sequence-specific DNA binding; DNA-binding transcription factor activity, RNA polymerase II-specific. Gene Ontology annotation, biological process: regulation of transcription by RNA polymerase II. The transcript is spliced from 3 exons. The record is from RefSeq and is a predicted model, not a curated record. The coding region runs from base 12 to 863 and encodes 283 amino acids. Gene Ontology annotation, cellular component: nucleus.
GCCCCCCCGCCAUGAUGUCCUACCUGAAGCAGCCACACUUCGGGGGCGUCCCCGGGCUGGGCCUGGAGCUGCUGCCCCCCCCCGUGGGGUACCCGGGCCCGCCCCGGAAGCAGCGGCGCGAGCGCACCACCUUCACGCGCGCGCAGCUGGAGGUGCUGGAGGCGCUGUUCGCCAAGACCAGGUACCCCGACAUCUUCAUGAGGGAGGAGGUGGCGCUCAAGAUCAACCUGCCCGAGUCACGUGUGCAGGUGUGGUUCAAGAACCGCCGCGCCAAAUGCCGCCAGCAGCAAGCCCAGGGCUCGGGCCCCCCCAAACCUCGCCCACCCCCCAAAAAGAAACCCUCCCCCCCCCGCGACCCCCCUCAGGACCCCCCAGCGCCCCCCCCGGGCCCCUUCACGCCCCCUCCCCACCCCCCCAGCGCCCCCCCCGUGUCCAUCUGGAGCCCGGCCGCUCUGAGCCCCCUGCCCGACCCCUCGGCGGGGCUGGGGGCUCCCCCCCCUUUCCGCCCCUUCCCCACCUCGGGGGGCUUCACCCAGGGGGGCUACCCCGCCUACUUCGGGGGGGGGGCGGCGGGCGGGGGGCUCGACCCUUACCUGUCCCCGCUGCCCCCUCCCCAGCUGGGCGGGCUCAGCCCCCUGGGACCCCCGCCCGCCUUGGCCGCGUCCCCCGCGGGCUUCGGGGCGACCCCCGGGGGCUUCGGGGCGACCCCCGGGGGCUUCGGGGCGACCCCCGGGCUGGGCUUCGGGGCGGGGGGCGAGUGCCUGGAGCUGAAGGAGGCGGGGGGCGCCUGGAAGGUGAAUUUGGGGCUGGGGGAGUGCCUGGAGCUGAAGGAGCAGAGCGGGUGGAAGUUCCAGGUCUUGUAAAUUUGGGGGGG